Messenger RNA from Mercenaria mercenaria, 1436 nucleotides. RefSeq names its product carbonic anhydrase 1-like. The record is from RefSeq and is a predicted model, not a curated record. NCBI's taxonomy places the organism in Eukaryota, Metazoa, Mollusca, Bivalvia, Venerida, Veneridae. Gene Ontology annotation, molecular function: carbonate dehydratase activity; zinc ion binding. Bases 305 to 1090 code for a protein of 261 amino acids. The transcript has 8 exons.
GAAUGAAGUAAAAUGGAUUAAAGCUGACCAACCCGAAUAAAGCAUUUGGACUUAAUCGCAAUAUUCAGUAUUAUCACGUGAUGUAAUUAGUAUUAAUCCUGUAAUAACGUGUGCAAAAUUACUUGGAAAUGUAUUUAAGAGGCCGGCACUGUUCUGAUAAUAACUAACAUGAGCCGAAACUAGAAGUGCUUAUUUUAAUUGUUUUAUUUCAGAGGGACAAGGAAAGAACAGAGGGCACAAGACUGUAGUAGAGGUACAAUCCAAAGUUCAAGACCUAAACAUAACAGAGAAAAAGAAGGAAGCUAUGUCUUGGGGAUACUCUUAUUCAAACGGUCCUCAUACCUGGGCAGUAAAUUUCCCAGACGCAGCAGGCCACGACCAAUCGCCAAUUGAUAUUCAUACAAAUGAAACAAUAUUUGACAGUGAGCUAGAGGCCACGCCCCUUGACAUCAAUUACGGCAUCGAGGAAAGUUUCACAGCAUGUAAUACAGGCUCAAGUUUUAAGGUCAACAUUAGUCAAACCUCAGAACUGAAAGGUGGCCCACUGACCGACGUUUAUAAAUUGGAACAAUUUCAUUUACACUGGGGAUCCAGCGAUGACCACGGGUCAGAACAUAUGAUAGAUGGUCAAAAAUAUGCCGCGGAGCUUCAUCUUGUUCACUGGAACUCUACUAAGUACUCGAGCUUUGCGGAUGCCGCGAGUCAGUCUGACGGUUUAGCUGUGCUAGGUAUCAUGAUUCAGUCUGGAGCGGAAAAUGAAGGAUUUAAGGAUAUGGUUGACACAAUAAGAAAUGUUAAAAAGAGCGGCCAAACAUGCCAAGUUUUGAAAUCAUUUAAUCCAUCUGUUUUAUUACCAGAAAAUACAAAAGAAUUCUGGACUUAUCACGGCUCCCUCACAACUCCCCCAUGUUAUGAAAGCGUCCAAUGGAUUGUCUUGAGAGAGUCUGUUCAGUAUUCGCCAAAUCAGUUACAAGCACUUAGAAGUCUCUUAAAUAAUGAAACUGAAUCAGAUUGUAUCGUGGACAACUACAGGCCACCUAUGCCGAUCGGAGGCAGAAAAAUUCGUGCAUCCUUUAAAGGCGCAUCAUGAAACAAGAGUCAAAAGUGAUUUUAAGUUAAACCGGUUCAUUCAUGAAACGAUCUCAUUUCCUCAUUUGACUGAUAUUUUCAAUAAAGCCAAAAUAGUGUAUAUAUUAAUGGUUUGCACUGGAAUUGACAGCGGCAAUGCAGUGAAAAUAACCGGAACAGGAAAUAACAGAACAGGAACAGGAAAAGGAGAUAAAUGCUUGUGCACGCGCACAACAACGCAUGCGCAAAUGCAUUAAAACGUUCCGGAAAUCAUAUAUCAUUCAUUUAUUUAUACCUGCUAGUCAGAUGUGUCAAGUUAAUUAAAAUGUCGAUACUACAUAAUACAUGUAUAUUAAACAUGAAGCACG